AUGGAACUCAAAAGCUCACCUCCCAAGAAUAUUGCUAACAAAAGAGUCUGCUACAAUGUGUCUAAUGGAGGUGAAAAAUGUUCAAUUGAACUUGGGCUAAAUCUUGAGCUUAGCUACUCAAAAUUUAGUACAAAUGGAUAUGGAUUUACAUUUCUACAAAGGCAAGAAUUAGAGCAACAAUUUUUCAUCUACAAGUAUAUAGAAGCAGGGCUACCUGUUCCAUCACAUCUAAUUAUUCCUAUAUACAAGUCUUUUACUUGUUCCUUGAAAGGUCUUCAUGAUGUGAUGGGGUAUGGACACAUGUGUUGGGAACAUAAAAGUAGGAUGGAACCAGAGCCAAGAAGAUGUAGGAGGACUGAUGGCAAGAAAUGGAGAUGUAACAAAGGUGUGGUCCAAAAUCAGAAAUAUUGUGAGAAGCAUAUGCAUAGAGGCCGCCAGCGUUCAAGAAAGUGUGUGGAGUUAACAAGUUCAACAGAUAUACGUUGUUCGGACUCUUCAAAAAUAUUGUCGCAAUCGUGUCAGAUUCUUCAAAAAUGCACUACUGGUAAAGUAUCCGACAUGCAACCGUUGAUAUUUUUGAAAAGUCCAAACAACAUAGAUCAUAAUUCAGAACCAGACACAACCACUUUCUCCAUCGGUCUACCAAUAAAUUAA
Solanum verrucosum is the source of this 654-nucleotide messenger RNA. RefSeq names its product growth-regulating factor 1-like. The record is from RefSeq and is a predicted model, not a curated record. Gene Ontology annotation, biological process: DNA-templated transcription; regulation of DNA-templated transcription; developmental process. The transcript is spliced from 3 exons. Gene Ontology annotation, molecular function: ATP binding. The coding region runs from base 1 to 654 and encodes 217 amino acids. Gene Ontology annotation, cellular component: nucleus. Lineage: Eukaryota; Viridiplantae; Streptophyta; Magnoliopsida; Solanales; Solanaceae.